UUUUCAAAAAUUAUUUUAAUGUAAUUGCGAGUUUUGGCACAAAUGAGAAAUUUCAUGUUUCCCGCCCAACAGCAGCAUCGCCCUUUUCCCACUCAGCUUCUCUUUCACUCCCCAAAUCUCCACCCCCUGAAUCCCGCCACCCAUCCAAUGCCAACGUUGGUGGCUGUAAAGGUAUAGCGGCUCUACUUUCUUCCACGGCGGAAAAAAUGCCAUGCCUUAGCAAUCUCAUCAAUUCACCGGCUUCAGCUUUACCAGAGCUCAAGCCCAUUUUCUGUGACCCGAAACGAGACUCAGCUGUAGCCCGGGGGCCCGACCCGGAUGCCAUGAAACUAGGGCCCAAAUCGGAAGAGUCCAAUGAUGACGUCAAACAAGGAGAAUUGAGACGGACCGGUGAAGGAGAAGGAGCAAUUGGGAAGGGCCCCAAUCCGGAGUUUGACCCGAAGAGGAAUCUUGGUUCCUUUCCCGGACCAAAACACCGCUUGAAUAGAGCUGAUGAAGAAGAUGGAAGAGAAAGUGAGAGGAAAAUUCAAGAAGGGAUUCCCAAAUUCGAGUUGCUCUUCCUAGUUGGUGCUCCCAAAUUGAAUCAGUGUGGUGUUUGCCGAAGUGAAGUCCACCCUGAGGAGAAGAUAUUGUGCUCUGUUCGUGGUUGCAAGGGUGUUUUUCACCUGAUAUGUGCUAAAGAGAGACUGGGUUUCUCAUCUUCAAAGGAAAACCAAUUUAAGUGCCCUCAACAUGCAUGUUUUCUUUGCAAGCAAAAAAAUCAUUUGUGGCGAUGCAUAAGAUGCCCGAUAGCAUGUCAUGAUAAAUGUGCCGCAUUUCCAGAGCACGUUGUCCAUAUUCCUGACCAGCCAGGGGAAGUAAUUUGCUGGAAGCAUCCUACUGAUUGGCGUCUAGAGAAGCAUGAGGUUCCAGCAAAUAUCAUGAAGGAUAUAUUUUCUCUGUUGCCUCUUCCAUAUACUGAGGAGGAGUUCAAAAUUGACAUAAAUUGGAAAGACCAGGCAGAAACUAAGUUGGAGCCACAUUCAUAUGUUCAUAUCAAACGAAAUGUAUACCUUGUAAAGAGAAAGCGCAAUAGUACUGAUACUGAUAUUGGAUGCACAAACUGCAAUUCUCAAUGCUCUGAUGGUUGUGUAUGCAGGGUUCAGUGCAUCAGCUGCUCAAAAGCCUGUCGUUGCUCCAAAAACUGUACAAACCGACCCUUCCAGAAAGUGAAAAAAAUCCAGAUUGUCAAGACAGAGCUCUGUGGUUGGGGUGUAGUGGCUGCUGAAUCAAUCAAUAAAGGAGAUUUCAUAGUAGAAUACGUUGGAGAAGUAAUUAAUGAUGCCUUGUGCGAAGAAAGGCUGUGGGACAUGAAAGACCAGGAUGCUAAGAACUUCUAUAUGUGUGAAAUUAAUAAGGACUUUGUGAUUGAUGCGACAUUCAAGGGAAAUGCUUCACGGUUUCUAAAUCACAGUUGUGCCCCUAAUUGUAAACUGGAGAAGUGGCAGGUUGAAGGGGAGACACGCGUUGGUGUUUUUGCUUCCAGAUUAAUUGAAGUUGGAGAACCACUGACCUACGACUACCGAUUUGUACAAUUUGGACCGGAGGUUGAGUGUCAUUGCGGAGCUCCAAACUGCCACGGCUACCUUGGAACCAAAAGGAAGAUCGUGUUUGCCCCAGAUACGAAGAUCAAGACGGAAUUGCACGUAUCAUGGGGUCCUAAAAGACAGAGAUCAUCCAAGAAGAUGGUAGGUAUAGUUACAAAUUGAGUUCAUAGCAAUUUUUGGUGGAGCAUGCAUGCUAUGUUGUAUAUCUACUGUUGUGAUUAAGCGCAUUGUAUAAGAGGCCGAAAGAAAUUGGAAUUUGUCUUAAAAGUUAAAAACAUUAAUGUAUCUCAUUGGAUGCACUACUACAGAAAGAGCCAAAACAACUACAGCUCAAUUGUUACCACUACUAACUAGAUCUUGUUGAAGUAUCUCCCAUGUCUUUCCUGCAAAUUGUAAGGUAUCGGAAAACCGCAAAUUCUGUUAGGGUUGAUGUCUAGCAAAUUGUGUCUUUACAUUCCUGUGUAUAUUUUUGGAAAAGACACUAACUAGUAACUAUUGGAUUUUGAGACUUGUGGAGGAGAGAUGCUUCACUUUUCUCUACCUGUGUUGUAUGUAUUAAAUGAUGGUUUUCACACUAUUUAUGAGAAUCUUGACUUGAUGUUAAAUAAAGAUCAACUUUCAUAGUUAAA
Molecule: messenger RNA, 2215 nt
Organism: Salvia miltiorrhiza (redroot sage)
Lineage: Eukaryota; Viridiplantae; Streptophyta; Magnoliopsida; Lamiales; Lamiaceae
Product: histone-lysine N-methyltransferase ASHR3
Exons: 11
Coding region: 207-1748 (513 amino acids)
Biological process (GO): regulation of DNA-templated transcription
Cellular component (GO): nucleus; chromatin
Molecular function (GO): histone H3K36 methyltransferase activity; protein binding
Source: RefSeq, a predicted model, not a curated record